This is a messenger RNA of Dermacentor andersoni, 1026 nucleotides long. RefSeq lists its product as uncharacterized. NCBI's taxonomy places the organism in Eukaryota, Metazoa, Arthropoda, Arachnida, Ixodida, Ixodidae. The record is from RefSeq and is a predicted model, not a curated record.
AGUCAUCGCUUUAAUGAGGUUUCACCAAGCCGAUGCGCGGAGUGCAGCGCUGUUUUCUUGUUUCGCUUCGUCUUUCUCCUUCGGCCCGUAAUCGACUUACGCCUGCGCACGCAAGGCUGACGUACGACUCGCGGACGUCGGGUGCCGCGCCGGUGUCGCAGUUCAAUCGCCGCGACGAGUCGCACUGCGUGCACCCGCCGUGCGCGGCUACUCGAGCGAGCACAGCGCGCGUGCAGCACUCGCGAGCAGACGGCAUCGCGGCUCGGCUGGUUGACGCGCCACCGACGGCGUCGAGGAGCAGCUCCAUGAGCGCGCCACUGCCGUCCACUUUCACAGCGGGCACUUGGUCGAGCGCUGGUGUCCCAUGGCAGCAUGAUGCGGGCUCGCGGAGACAUUUGGAGGGAGCCACCGAGCCAGCGCUGCUGCUGCUACUGACACGCGCUGCGGAGGCGGGACCCCGUGCCAGCUGGUCACAUCAAUCUUUUGCCACCAUCAUGGAGCAAAACAACACGUUAUCAGUCAUCAUGUUCAUGGCCAUGUUUGGUGGCAGCACAUUCCUGUUGUUCCUAUUGUGCUACUGCUGUCAACGCAAAAUGAGAGAAAACGCAUUCGCAACUUUGGACAAUGCUGUGAUCAUCCACCACCCACAGGCAUCAACAAACCCUGCACCACAGGCAACUCAAAUAAUACUAAGUGGGCCACCUCCAAACUACGAUGCUGUUGUCAAGAAAAAUCCAGCAGAUCUGGAACCACCUCCAUAUGAAGUUGCUGUGGCAAGUCUUCAAGCUAGCGGCUAUGUCUGAGCAGUGCAUUGCCAGCUUAUUUAUUCCAUCCUUCAGCGGCACUGUGGGCACGUGUCCUAAUGACCUAACGCAGGCCUUGCAAAGUUAAUCAAAUAACUGAAGGCUGAACUGUGCAUACUACCAGACCUACAAGGUGUGUGCUUACACUGUCUGAAGCUUAUUUAUUUACCCCCACCAUCAUCAGCCAGUCAUAAUCACCACAAUAAAGGUUUUAAAGACAGUG